GAUGCAACAAUCUUCAGUCUAAUAAAAUCCACUGCCAUACCCUUAUCUUUCUUACCGAGUCUCAGGCCUCCACCGUUCCACUCUGCUCUCCCUCGAAAGACAUAUUUCCUCCGCCAUGAUUGCGCUGAGCCGCCAUUCCUCCACCGCAAAAGCGGCUGUACCGGCUGUUUACCGUCUGUUUAACAUCACUUUGAGCAGGUUCUUCAGCACUGCAGGUGCAGCAGCUGAGGCGCAGCUGGACCCCCACUCCUACUACAACAACGAGCCGCCCCGACGCAACCCGCUUGGCGCCAUGGACGACACAGAAAAUUCGGUUCCAGGAAGAGGAGUGCAGUGGGCGUUUAUAGGAAGCCCACGCGCGAAGAAGCGCGUGUAUGCUGAGACUCUCUCGAAGCUUCUGGAAGUACCUUGCAUUUCCAUGGCUAGUCUCGCUCGCCAAGAACUUAAUCCUCGCUCUUCUCUGUAUAAACAGAUUGCAAAUGCUGUGAAUCGUAGGAUGCUUGUUCCAGAGGAUAUAAUUUUUGGCCUGUUAUCAAAGAGGUUGGAAGAUGGGUAUUACAAAGGUGAAACUGGUUUUAUUCUGGAUGGAAUUCCUCGUUCACGGUUACAAGCUGAGAUUCUUGAUCAACUUGUGGAGAUUGAUUUGGUCGUGAAUUUUAGGUGCGCUGAUGAUUCCUUGGUGAAACACCAAGAAGAAGGUAUCUGGAAAGAGAGAGUCUAUGCUGAACAGAGCAAGCCACUAGAAGAUUAUUACCAGAAACAAAAAAGGCUUCUUGACUUUCAAGUAGGCAGUGCACCAGCAGAGAAUUGGCAGGGGCUGUUGGCUGCAUUGCAUCUACAACACAUAAAUGCUGUGUGCUCUUCAAAGAAACCGACCACAUCAUCUAGCAUUCUCUGAAAUUCUUAUCACCCUAUAUUAGAUUGAGAUGUCAACUUUACUGUAAAUACAAGUAAUGUGAAUAGCGUCACAAGGAGGAAAUUUCAAUAGCGAAUGAGAUGGGAAAUGCAAGUUUCCUUGUAGUUUCUUGCUUACUAAUUGAAAGAACAGAAGAAGGUGUGAUGAUUGAAGUCUGCAAUAUAUAGUCUUUCACUGGUAAAUAUGA
Molecule: messenger RNA, 1103 nt
Organism: Populus euphratica (Euphrates poplar)
Lineage: Eukaryota; Viridiplantae; Streptophyta; Magnoliopsida; Malpighiales; Salicaceae
Product: probable adenylate kinase 7, mitochondrial
Exons: 5
Coding region: 116-898 (260 amino acids)
Biological process (GO): nucleobase-containing compound metabolic process
Molecular function (GO): nucleobase-containing compound kinase activity; ATP binding
Source: RefSeq, a predicted model, not a curated record